UUGCCCACGAGUUUGAGUCGAUCUAUAGUGGCCCUGCCACUGUAGAUUUUUUCCUGAAGGCAUUUCAAAAGCUCUGCCCUCUCCUCCAUCGUUCACGAUCAAACGAAACUCGAGAGAUUUGCCAUGGAAAAUCCGCUUUUCCCCUGCCUAUCCGAAUAAUUUCGGAUAGACCACGACCGACGAGCGUAGUGUCAGCGGCCAUCUUGCAUCACGGUUCAAUAUCGCGUAAUGUCGUCGGGUCGCUUGUCAAACUCGCCUAUUAACCUCACAAACUUUUCUAUUUCAACGAAUAAUUGACAGUCGAGCGGGACGCGUGAAUGGUAACGGCACCGGGCCCCAGUGAAACGUGCGAGGCGCAGAACGACACCCGCGGAAACGAUUCGCGCGUGCCAGGUGAACGAAAACGAGACUUGUUAUCGUGCCGUAAUUAUCGCGCACUGUCAACAUUUCUCUGACAAUAACAGAGAACGUUCGGAUAUUUACGGCGGAAAAUGUCCAGCGCAAAAAUCAUCGAGAAUCCGGAAAUACCAGGAUUAGAAUGUUUCCUACCACCGCCGCCACCACCGCCUCCCCCGGUCGCGUCGCCGAAGAACAACAAUGUACAAAGCUCGAUGGACCAACAACACCACCUCCACCAACCAGAAGCUGGCCUGACGGAAGCGGCGGCUGCCAAUUGCCUGAACAACGAAACCCCCGCCCUGACCACGGUUCAAGCACCAGUCGCGCCAUUCCCGAACCUUCCGGUACCGACGCCGUACAUGAUGCACCCGGCGAUGCAACCGCAAACGCCCGGCCAGCCGGCUACACCCUGGUGGAUACCCACCGACGCGGACACGACGGACCUUUACGCGCGAUGGUACGACACGACGUACAAGGCGGCAGCCGCGGCCGCGGCGGUCGUCGCGCCGACGAUACAGGUCGCCGGGAAAUCGAAGAACAAGCAUCACAAACGCAAGAACGAGUUCAUCGAUCCCGCGCAGGACGCAGAGAAAGUCGCGAGCGCCCAGAGGGAACUGUCAGCGCUAAUGAAACCGCUGAAAUGCGAUCUGUGCAACGCAGUUAUGAACUCCACGCUGCAGGCUAAGCUGCACUACGACGGGAAGCCGCAUCAAAAGAAGGUCUCCAUGUUUCUGAAUCAGAGCGUUAAGAAGCAAAAGACCGAAGACGGCCAAGUCAGUAGUACGACCAACGAUUGGCAAAACUACUGCGACAUCUGCAAAACAUGGUUCACAUCACAGACGGACGCGACGCAACACUAUGCCGGUAAAAAGCACAUUAGAGCGGCGAACGGUGGACGUCGUGCGAGGCCGUCGAAGAAGUCGCAAAGUCAAAGUCAGUACAAUCAAAUAGAUCCCAGUGGCCGGUUUGGGAUAGGGACGGCGUUUCAGCCGGAAGUGCAAUCUGCUGCAGCCACGCAACCGGUUAUACCUGAGGGUACCGCGCCGGUAUCAACCCCAGUGGCAGCGACCCUCUACACACCACCGCCAUAUCCGACGCCGUUGCGUUGCGAUCUGUGCGGAGUCUCGGCGAAUCGCCAGGACCAGUUAGAAACGCACAAACGGGGAGCUAGACACCUAAGGAUGCUCAGGCUGAACGGAUUACCCGUACCGGAGCCUGCCAUCGAAAACGAGACUACCCCCACGACACCUGGACCAAUAGAUUAUUCUAUCUACCGGACACCAUCGGGCCAGUAUUAUUGUGCACCGUGUAACCUGUCGUUAAACUCCGAGAGUAUGUUCGCCCAGCACGUGGAGAGCAAGAAACACAAAAACCAGUCGAACCCGAAGUCCCCGUCGAACGCGGCGGUUGUGUCGAAGAAAGCCAGAUUCAAGAAGAAAUAAGGUCGCGGGGAGGGCCGCGCACCGAGUUUCAUCGCCUGUCCAUUGUUUUCACAGAACCCUUAUGUCUCAUUUUCCUGGUUACGCGGACGCAUUGUCGUCGCGUCGUCGCGACGCGCAACGGUCUAUCUGGAGAAACGAA
Molecule: messenger RNA, 1980 nt
Organism: Nomia melanderi (Alkali bee)
Lineage: Eukaryota; Metazoa; Arthropoda; Insecta; Hymenoptera; Halictidae
Product: zinc finger protein 346
Molecular function (GO): nucleic acid binding; zinc ion binding
Source: RefSeq, a predicted model, not a curated record